Aplosporella prunicola CBS 121167 is the source of this 2401-nucleotide messenger RNA. RefSeq lists its product as uncharacterized. Lineage: Eukaryota; Fungi; Ascomycota; Dothideomycetes; Botryosphaeriales; Aplosporellaceae. The transcript is spliced from 3 exons. Gene Ontology annotation, biological process: protein modification process. Gene Ontology annotation, cellular component: cytoplasm. Gene Ontology annotation, molecular function: biotin--[biotin carboxyl-carrier protein] ligase activity. Bases 167 to 2290 code for a protein of 707 amino acids. The record is from RefSeq and is a predicted model, not a curated record.
UGCGCGAAGUUGGAGUCUGUCAUCGGCAUCGCAAGCCCGCAAGCUGGCUCGGGAGAGGCUCGGAACGUCGCCGUCUCCCGUCUGUCUGGCUCACCACCUACCUACCUAGGUACCAUCACCAGCUAGGUCACGCCGCAAGCAAGCAAGCCAGCAAGCAAGAAGCAGCAUGGCGAGCAAGCGGACCAACGUGCUCGUCUACUCAGGCAACGGCAGCACCGUCGAGAGCGUCCGGCACUGCCUGUGGACGCUGCGGCGGCUGCUCUCGCCCAACUACGCCGUGCUGCCCGUCGACGGGGCGGCGGUGAUCAAAGAGCCGUGGACGGCGUCGUGCGCGCUGCUCGUGGUGCCCGGCGGCGCGGACCUAGGCUACUGCCGCACGCUGAACGGCGAGGGCAACCGGCGCAUAGCGGCCUUUGUCAACCGCGGCGGCGCGUACCUCGGCUUCUGCGCCGGCGGCUACUACGCCUCUGCGCGCUGUGAGUUUGAAAAGGGCGACCCCAAGAUGGAGGUUGUGGGGGACCGCGAGCUGGCGUUUUUCCCGGGCGUCUGCAGAGGCCUCGCGUUUCCUGGCUUUGUCUAUCAUAGCGAGCAAGGCGCUCUGGCGGCUGAGCUGCGCGUCAAUAAAGACGCCCUCGCUGCUGGCGGUGCAGUGCCCGAGUCGUUCCGCUCGUACUACAACGGCGGGGGCGUCUUUGUCGACGCGGAGAAGCUCGCGCACCGCGGCGUCGAGGUCCUGGCUAGCUACACGGGCAAGCUGCACGUUGACGCGGGCGCGGGCGCGGCCGCCGUCGUGUACCGCAAGGUGGGCGAGGGCAGCGUGAUCCUGACCGGGCCGCAUCCAGAAUUCGCCGCCGUCAACCUCACCAAAGGCGACAAUGUGCCGCAUUACGACGAGCACGUCGUCAAGCCGCUGGCCGCCGACGACAAGCAGCGCACCGACUUCCUCAAGGCCUGCCUGCUGAAGCUGGGCCUGCUCGUCAACCAGGAAGCGCAGGCCGUGCCGUCGCUGUCGCGGCUGCACCUCUCGUCGGCGCGCCCCGAGGACGUGGCCGAGCUCGUCUCCUCCUGGCACGACAUCAUCACCGUCGAGGGAGGCGAAGAGCUCAUCCGCGCCGAAAACGACACGUUCCACCUGGAGAAGCCCGCGCAGUGGAGCGCGUCGUCUGCCGUCACCAACGAAGACAGCACCACCAGCACCAGCAACGACGACAACGCGGACCCCACCGCCGGCGACCGCAUCCUCGACCACGACGCGCUCGUCAAGCGCCUCGUCGCGCACGAGACCGCCCUCCCCUCCAGCAAAGAAACGCCCUACUGGAACCACCACGCCUUCUUCAGCGCGCUCUCGCUCUACUCCACAAGCGCGCGCCUCACCAACCCCGUCUUCGGGCAGCACCUGCUGUACGGGGAAGUCGUGACAAGCACGAACACGCUGCUGGAGAAGAACCCAAAGCUGCUAAAACGCCUGCCCGCGGGCUUCACGGCCACCGCAACAACCCAGCUCGCGGGCCGCGGCCGCGGGUCCAACGUCUGGGUCUCGCCGCCCGGCUCGCUUAUGUAUAGCGUCGUGAUUGAGCACCCGGCCACGCUGGCGCAUGCCCCCGUCAUCUUCGUGCAGUAUCUUGCUGCGCUGGCGACGGUAAUCGCGGUGAAGUCGUAUGGGAAGGGCUAUGAAGCCCUGCCGCUGCGCCUGAAGUGGCCGAAUGAUAUCUACGCGCUGGCGCCUGCGACCACCACCAGCACCACCGUGACCAGCGGCAGCAAAGCCCCCGAGGCGAAAGACUUCACGAAGAUCGGCGGCGUCCUCAUCAACAGCAGCUACGCGGGCGGCAGCUACACGCUCGUCGCCGGCGUCGGCAUCAACGUCGCAAACGCCGCGCCGACGACGUCGCUGGACGACCUCGCGCGCGCGGCGGGCCUGCCCGCUUUCCGCGCUGAGAAGUUGCUUGCUAAUGUCCUUGUUGUGCUGGAGGGCUUGUAUGCAAGGUUUUGUCGUGAGGGGUGGGGCGGAACGCCUUCUUCCUCCUCUACCAUACCCUCUACCACUAUCCCAUCUAAAGGCUCCCUCCACGAAAUGUAUCUGGACCUCUGGCUGCACACAGACCAGAUCAUAACGCUGGAAGCCGAAGGCGGCGUCCGCGCUAGAGUCAAGGGCAUCACGGCCGAUUGGGGCUUGUUGCUUGUGGAGGAGCUGGGGUGGGAGGAUCGUGCCACCGGGAAGACGUGGGCGCUGCAGAGUGAUAGCAAUAGCUUUGAUUUUUUUAGGGGGUUGGUGAGGCGGAAGGUUUAGGUUGGUCCUCACUACCUACACAUACAUACCUACAAACCACUUCCUCUGCACGCGUACAUGGUCUAUGCUUUCCACCCCUGUGGCGCUGCGGCGGUAUGGCUAUUGAGUAAA